AUGGGUGACGAGAAGAAGAAGAAGACGUCCCUGGCCGCCGCAGUCUACGGCGGACCUGUGGACGGCAGCGACGGCCGCAGCUUGGAGAGCGUCACGCCGCUGAGCAUGGAGGCCGAGUGGGACCCGUACGUCCAGCGCAAGCAGCACGGCGUUGGGUUGCAACCCAUCGUGGGUGUCCUGCGGAACGACCGGACGCCGCUUAACACGCCGUACACGCCGCAACUCAUGAAGCUGCACCUGAAACGGCAUGAAGAGUACGACGAGCGGGACGAGUACGACGAGCGGCCUGGGAAGCAGCUCGUGAGCACGGUCAAGUCCAAGAUUGUUCUCGUGGUGCAGCCUGUGCACAAGAUUCGUGCCGCGGUGAACCAUGUUGUGUCGAUUGUGGUGCCAGGCUGCAUCCAAGGAACCACGCUGUUC
Molecule: messenger RNA, 420 nt
Organism: Phytophthora sojae
Lineage: Eukaryota; Oomycota; Peronosporomycetes; Peronosporales; Peronosporaceae
Exons: 4
Source: RefSeq, a predicted model, not a curated record